GCAGAUGGGGUGGGGAUGGUGACGCGCAUCGUCUUCGCCUGGCUCCAGGGACCCUCCCUGGACUGCGAGGCCAAGCAGUGGCGGCUGGCCGCUGACGUCAUCAACGACCUGGGGCUGAGCGCGGUGGCGGUGGCGGGCGGGGCCACGCGGGCGGCCGUGGGCCGUGCACCAGGCCCGCAGGGAGAACGCGGCCGAGGUGAGCGCCAAGGAUGGCAGCCAGGAGACGCUGGUGAACGCCGUGGGGCUGCUGCUGGCGCUGCUGCUGCUGCCCCUGCUGGAGGGGCGGCCAUGGCUGAGCUGGCUGCUGGUGGCCCUGCUGGUGGCCGCCCACCUGGGCUGCAACCUGAGGGCGGUGGGGGCCCUCUGCAUGCCCACCCUCAACAGGCCCCGCCUCCGCCUCGCCCUGGACGGGGCUUGCGGGGAAGCCCCGCCCCCAAGGCCCAGGCCACGCCCCCCGGCGGUGACGUCAUCGACCUGCCCGUGCCCGGCCCCGAGGAGGUCAACCCCCGAGAGCCGCUGCUGCCCGGCUUCAGCACCCGCCUGCGCCUCCACCUGGGCGCCCCCCUGCACCGCCUGGUCAAGAGCGUGGCCGAGCUGAGGAAGGCGGCGGAGUGCGGCACCCGCGACUACCUCAUCGUGCUGCGCCCCAGCCAAGGCUGGGUGGGGGUGGGGCUGCGUCACGGGGCCCCCCCCGACACCCCCCUGCGGGCCUGCGCCCACGCCCUGCUGCUGGAGGAGCUGCUGGGCCCCGAGCUGCCCCCGGGGGCACCCAUGGGUGCUGCCCUGCGCCGCCUCCAGCAGCGCCUGCGCCGCUGCCCUCCGGGUUCGGUGCCGUGGGCCGCCUUGGCCGAAAGCUCGCGGAUUUGGGAUGACGUCAUCGGCCCCGCCUUCUUACGUGGCUUGGCCAACGCCGGUUGGCUGACGGAGCGCCACCAACUGGCCCCCGACGAAUGGCGGCUCGACUGGGCGGGGCUGGGGGGCGGGGUUUCGGGGGAGAAGCCCCGCCCACCUUGACUCCACCCGAUUUCCCCCAAAAUUACCCCAAAACGGCGCGAGGAGCGAAAAUCGCUUUUUUUUCGACAACCGGAUCAAAUUUCCCCCGGUUUUGGGGGGCGAUUUACGAAAAUUCACAUUUUUUGCAUCCCUUCCGGACUUUUCGCACCCAAAAAGCAAAGUUUGAGGGUGGUUUUGGGGUCGUUUGGGGUGCUUUUGGGUCAUUUGGGGUGGUUUUGGGUCAUUUCGGAUGGUUUGGGGUCAUUUGGGAUGGUUUUGGGGUCAUUUGGGACGGUUUUGGGGUAAUUGUGGGCAACCUGGAUGUUUUGGGACAUUUUGAUGAAAUUCUUCGGAUUUGGGACAUGCAUUUGAAUUUUGGGGCGAAUCAGGUGUUUUAAGACAUUUUGAUGAUUCAUAAAUGCUUUGAGAAGAUUUCAGCAA
This is a messenger RNA of Anas platyrhynchos (mallard), 1434 nucleotides long. Lineage: Eukaryota; Metazoa; Chordata; Aves; Anseriformes; Anatidae. The record is from RefSeq and is a predicted model, not a curated record.